Cordyceps militaris CM01 is the source of this 777-nucleotide messenger RNA. RefSeq names its product Protein kinase-like domain. The transcript is spliced from 2 exons. Gene Ontology annotation, molecular function: ATP binding; protein kinase activity. Gene Ontology annotation, biological process: protein phosphorylation. The coding region runs from base 1 to 777 and encodes 258 amino acids. The record is from RefSeq and is a predicted model, not a curated record. Lineage: Eukaryota; Fungi; Ascomycota; Sordariomycetes; Hypocreales; Cordycipitaceae.
AUGGCCAAGUCAACUCUGCCGAUCGAUCCCGGCCAGCUUAUCCAUAUCGGACACGGCACCACGGGCGUUGUAUACGCUAUUGACGGCCAACGCGUUUUAAAACACUUCUACGAUAUUGAUGAAGGGGCAGAGGAGCGCAAGGCUCUGGAGCGCCUAGGCUCACAUCCCAACAUCAUCGGAUAUUUAGGUGAAGGAGACUCGAACUCUAUUGUUCUGGAGCGUGGCAUACCAUUGCUGCAGCUGGCUGAAACUGACGACAUUUGGGUUCAAAACCAUCGGACGUGGAUACGAGAUGUUGCGGACGGGCUGCAGUAUAUGCAUGACAAGGGCAUUGUCCAUGGAGACAUUGGUUGUGAAAAUCUGGUCGUCGUCGAAAAUCGGCUCAAGAUUAUCGACUUUGAAGGCUGCGGCAUUGAUGGCGAAGAAGCGAGGGCAGGAUACAAGUGGUAUAAUCGGCAGGGUUCGGCGGUUGACAUCCACAGCGACAUAUUUGCAUAUGGCUGUGUAAUAUAUCAACUGCUCACAGGCAAGCCAACAUUCUAUGAUCUCGUCGAGGUCGACGACAAGAAGAAGAUUGCUCAAGACCGCUACGCUAGGCAUAUAUUCCCCGAUGUUCAGAGUUUGCCUUUCAGCAGUGUUAUGCUAGGUUGCUGGACUGGGCAAUUCAAGUCGAUGGGAGAAGUGCUCGCGGCGUUGGAUGCAUUGCACAGCAAGGCGACUCCUCGAGUCUUCGAUGUUGACCACAUCGAAGAUGAUGAGGAAGAACAGCAGACGUGA